Molecule: messenger RNA, 1239 nt
Organism: Exophiala viscosa
Lineage: Eukaryota; Fungi; Ascomycota; Eurotiomycetes; Chaetothyriales; Herpotrichiellaceae
Exons: 2
Coding region: 106-762 (218 amino acids)
Source: RefSeq, a predicted model, not a curated record
UUCUGAGAAAGAGAUCCGUCCAAGCUGGAACAGGAGUCUUGUCCAACUCCAACCAUAUCCAUCUUCUUCUAUUUACAGUGUUCUGCAAUCGUUAUAUCAGUACAGAUGGAUGUCCUCCGCCAUCAUUGGUACGACCUUGGCGCAGGUGUCGCUGCGUACUCAACCUACUAUGUCUAUACAAACCAGAAGAGACUGAGCCAAAGCGAGAAGCUCGUCAUUGCAAGCUUCAUAGCCGUAUGUCUUCACCAAGUCGAAGAAUAUCGUUUUCCGGGUGGAUUUCCCAUUUCGAUGAACCUUGGUCACCAGCACAGUCCUAAGCCAGAUCGAUACCCACUCAAUGCGCACUCUGCCCUCAUCACAAAUGCAGGCGCGACCUAUCUUUACUACCUGCCGGCGAUCUUCUACCCGGACUGCGUGUGGCUGGCUCUGGGUCCGAUGCUGUCCAGCUUCUCACAGCUUGUGAUCCAUGGCAUCAAUAUAAACAGAUCGAUGGGCAUGCUUUACAAUCCUGGCCUAGGCACCACCAUUCUGCUCAUGUACCCCAUCGGCAUUCAGUAUAUCAUGGUUCAGCAAAGAGCCGGUCUGCUGGGGUUACGUGAGUGGGUAUAUGCCGUCAUAUCCCUGGUUCUCUUCACCUAUAUCACUCUCGUCAAAUGGACUUUUACAUGGACACCCGAUCUGAAUUCGCCUCACCCAUUCAGCCAUGCCGAGAUGACGAGGUGGGGUUCUCCAUCUUUCCUGGUUAAGGACUACCUUGCGUAGACAGUUUGGCCGUGAUUGUUGGGAGAAUAGCAAAAAUUCGCAUCAAAGCGAGGCACAGCUAACCUUGACAUCACACAACAGUAAGGGUGGACUAUCGCGUUCGACGUGUUCCUCAAGGUGAUUGGGAGCUAUGUCAAAAGGAGUCAUGACAGGUGAAAGCUGGGUUGAAGGCUUUUUUCAUCAGACCGUCCUCGAAGGUGACCCGGGUUCCGGGGUUAUAGGAUGAGGAGUCGAGAUUUUAACGCCUUCUACCUCGAUGCUAGUUUCAUAGUGCUCGGAGAGACCAGAUCAGACCUUGGACAUGCCGUCUAACACUGAUCGAAAAGUCGGUUCUGUGGUAGUUGGAGAGUCGAUUUGAACUGGCGACCAGAAAGUCUGAAAACCUGGAAAAAAAUUCUCACUUUCAAAGUCCGGUGGAGAAGAACAAAUUGCAAAAGAUCGGAUCGAAGAAGAAAUGAAGAACAACCCAACGAUUCA